Molecule: messenger RNA, 1692 nt
Organism: Aureobasidium subglaciale EXF-2481
Lineage: Eukaryota; Fungi; Ascomycota; Dothideomycetes; Dothideales; Saccotheciaceae
Exons: 2
Coding region: 1-1692 (563 amino acids)
Biological process (GO): box C/D snoRNP assembly
Cellular component (GO): nucleus
Molecular function (GO): RNA binding; metal ion binding
Source: RefSeq, a predicted model, not a curated record
AUGGACGGAUUCUCAUUCCCACCUCCUCCUCCACCUCCGCCAAAGGCGACAUCUUCAUCACAACCAGAAGCAUCUAAUCAAUACAACAGCCGCGGAGGUAGAGGCGGAAGAGGUGGAAGUGGAGGUCGCGGAGGUCGUGGUUCGUUCAGAGGUCGAGGAGGUGCACCACAGCGUGGCGGAGGCAACUUCCCACAUCAGAACACCAAUCAUACUGGAUAUGGGCAAAAUACUGGCAACUACCAACCAAAUAUUGGCAAUCAACAGCAACAUCAAGGCCUUCCACAGUUUCAGAACAAUCAGAAUUACCAAGCUCCACAGCAAUAUCAAAUCCCUCAGCAGUACCAGGCUCCACCAGGUUCUUAUGUUAACCCGGCAUUCGGUGGGAUGCAAGCCCAGGCAUAUCCUCAACCUCAGACAAUUCAGUAUGGACAGCAAAACUCGUAUGCUACUGGACAAAAUAGUCAACCUCUCUACGGAACUCCCGGCGGUUCAAAUCAUCCACCUGCGGAGAAACGCACUCGAGAUCAGGCUUUCGGAAGCUCGAAUAGAGGAAACCCCGUGAAGAAAUUCCAGAGUGUACCAAAGGCUCAGGUCGCUCCAGCAGUUCCCAGCUUUGGAGCACCAAUCCUCCCUCAGAAGCCUCCACCGUCAUUGGCAUCUGGCGGCGGUCUGAAAGAACGACCUUCGACAGGACUCGGACUCAUACCACAAGAUUACGGAUCAGCAGACAACUCAGACGAGAACGAGGACGAGGAGGUAGACGAAGAAGAUGUUGAUGAAGAAGCCGCUUUGAGUGCCUUGCAAGACGGACCGUUGAGUUUCGAGUUCAAUGGAGAGUUGUCAACUUUAGGUUCAGCAGCGGAUAUCGCCGAGUGGAUUGAAGAGCGCAGAAAGCGCUGGCCAAGUAAACGUAGAGUGGAGGAGAAGGAAUUGGAAGUGCAGUCACGUAUGGAGGAACGUAGACGAAUUGAGCAGGAGACUCGGGCAGCGAUUGCCAGUGCUUCAGGAGGCGAGCAUCAGUCUGUGGUAAGGGAGGAUCGCCAGCAGAGACCGAUGAGAAAACCUGCUACCGAGAGACACGCUCGUCAGGCAGAAGUUUCAACACUAGAAGACACACAGAAGGAGCUUGCGAUCCAAAUGCAGAAGGUAGAGGAGCUACAGAAGCGCCUGACGGAGAGAGAAGGAGCUCAUGAUUCGACGAUGACUGAGGCAGCCGGACAAGCUAUGGACAACACACAGCAGCCUCAACAGGAAGUAUUGACAACAAAUACGAUCAUCGACCAGACAUCUUCAGAUCUGCCCGAGCAGGGAGCCCAUGCCGAACACGCAUCUCCAGCGGCUGAACAGCAUUUCUACGAAUCUGAUAGCGAUGCACCCCCUGAGGAAACGACUUCGAAACUUUCCCACCCAAUUCGCGUCCCUCCACCUACCGCAAACACCAAAGCGCUGCCAAAACAGCAACAAGCAGAAACUAGAUAUUGUGUAAGCUUUGUGAAUCAAGGCCGCUGCAAAUUCGGAAACAAGUGCCGAUUCAAGCACGAAUCAGGUUCUGGGCUGGAGAAGGGCAAGAGGAAGACCUUGUACCAGAGACUUGUUGAGCAGGAAGUGGACGAAGAGAACAAACUUGCAUUGCAGGCGAUUAAGUAUCUUGGUGGUGUUGGAUUCUUCAGCAAGCAUGCUGCUUCGACUUGA